Messenger RNA from Ctenocephalides felis (cat flea), 2227 nucleotides. RefSeq names its product division abnormally delayed protein-like. The record is from RefSeq and is a predicted model, not a curated record. The coding region runs from base 1 to 2106 and encodes 701 amino acids. The transcript has 8 exons. Gene Ontology annotation, biological process: cell migration; positive regulation of canonical Wnt signaling pathway; regulation of protein localization to membrane. Lineage: Eukaryota; Metazoa; Arthropoda; Insecta; Siphonaptera; Pulicidae. Gene Ontology annotation, cellular component: plasma membrane; cell surface; extracellular region.
AUGGUGGGUAAAAAAAAUAAUAUUUUGCCGACAAGUCAAUAUGGAUUUCGAAAAGGCCUUGGAACAUAUGAUAACUUAAGUAUUUUCUCUGCUGAUUUACAUUUAUCUAAUGCUAAAAAUAACUAUGUCGUGGCAUUGUUUAGCGAUAUCAAAGGUGCAUACGAUAAUGUUAUUCCUGAAAUUUUAAGCAAAGCCAUGAAUGAUAUAGGACUUCCACAUGAAUUUUCGAGGGCUAUAACUGCUUCAGUUUUUGAGAGAAACGUUUACUUCAAAAUUAAUGAUACGAUCAUAGGACCAAGAAAGAUGUAUAAGGGUCUUCCGCAAGGCGGUAUUUUAAGCCCAAUUUUAUAUGCCUUGUAUGUAAGGGACAUAGAAUAUAUUUGGGAACCUGGUACUAAAAUUUUGCAAUAUGCAGACGAUGUUGUAGUGUACGUGGAGAAACAGAGUCUUCAGGAAGCUAUAGAUACAAUGUCUCGGAACAUUGAACACUUUCAUGUGUGGCUAGCAAAAAAAGGUCUUGAGUUGUCUGAUGACAAGAGUUCGGUAGGUAUUUUCACAAGGCAUAGGGACAAAAAUUUCCCUACAAAGCACGUAUUAACAGUCAUUGGGCAAUCAGAAAACCGCACUUUAGCGCUUCUCGACACGGUAUACCGCCGGCCACCGCGGUUAGGCCACCCGCCUGUCUCGGCGCUCUACGAUUCUAUUCGCAAGCACGUCAUUUCCUUCAAUGAAGCCGAUGCGAAAGAAACAAGCGAUGUUACCACACUUCCAGCGUCAAUUCCGAAUGCUCUCGACAAGGCGGUGCGGCAGUUCUUCGAACGACUCUUCCCGCUGGCAUAUCAUCAUAUCGCACAUUUUGGACUGACUGAUUUCACGGAAGAGUACAAACAGUGCUUAAUGCGUAAUUAUGAUGAGAUUCAACCAUUCAGCGAUGCGUCCAAACGUCUAUCUUCAUCAUUGCGACGAUCUUUGCAAGCCACCCGGCUCCUGCUGCAUGCCUUAGUUGAAGGCAGAAAUAUUCUACAUGAUGUCGAUGAGACUCUGUCAGUAGAACAAGAUAAAGAAUGCCUGAAGGCGAUGACAAAAAUGACUCAUUGCUCUAAAUGCAAUGGUUUGAAAGCAGCCCGCCCUUGUGCCGGUUUUUGCUUGAACGUUUUACGUGGUUGUUUAGCCGCGAGGGUUGAUGGUCUGGAUGCACCAUGGAAUUCUUACUUAGAAGCUUUACAAUCUUUAGCAUCAGCAGCAAGGGCAAGAGAACCUGAAGAAUUGCAUGUGGAACGGGUAUUAGGUGACUUGGAUAACAAAGUAUCUCAAGCUAUUAUGGGAGCCAUGGAAGCAGGUCCUGAGCUUAAAACGAGGGUGCGCAAAGUUUGCGGUCAUUCAAUUGUGCUCGAAGAAGGAACGACUUCUCACACGUCCACUGGCAGUGAAAUUACCACUGUGUCACCACCGCAGAUAUACACGAAGCUGAUGCCUUUGUCCUCACCUGCUCCUCCACCACCACCACCAGACGCAGAACUUCUGCAAAGUCUCGCGGCUGCCCACGAAUCAAGAGCACUCUAUGCAAUAUCAAGUUCCUUAGAUGAAGCUUAUGCAGAAACUAGCGAUGGGUCAAAACAUCACUGUUGGAAUGGUCAAGGAAUUUCCGAAUACACACAUACUGUCGUUGAUGCCAGCGCAACUGCACAAAGGUAUAAUCCUGAAUUUGGCAUUCGACAAGUGCAAGAUGAUCCUCAGUAUUCAAAAAUUGCGCGGCUGGCCGACAGGUUGCGCAGGGUUACAUCCGACGCGAUGUCCGGUUUACGAGAGGAAGGCGCUUUUGGUGCAGGUUCCCUGGCAGGAAAUCCUGGAGAUUUAGCCAUGGCUGACAUGGCACCUGAUGGUUCAGGUUCCGGAAGGGGUGAUUCCGAAUACGAUGAAGUGUUUGAAGAGGGUUCCGGCUCCGGUGACGGAAUCGAUGGAGAAGAAGGUGUGAAAAUUAAUGAAGUGACUCCAGAUCAUACGAAUGAAAUACAAAGAACUGCAGGUGCAUCACACACACUACCUACACUGUGUGUCACGUUAAUUUCGUGGAUUGUAGUCUUCAAUGUCCAUCACUUUCGAUAAUUUGAGACUAACAAAUUGAUGGAAAUUUAAAUCGUCGAACGAAUGUUAAUUAUAGCAGGUUUUUUGUAGAACGGUACCUUUCCAUUGAAAGCUAUAUUUAAUAGUUAUAUAUGAGGGUUCU